UUAAUUCAAUGUCAUCAAUCCAAAAGAGACUUCUUGAUGAAGAAAGCCUAGUUCAAUCUAAGUCAAAUAAGCCAGGAUGGAAGGCAAUGCCGUACAUUUUAGGGAAUGAAUCAGUUGAGAAGUUGGCAAAACUUGGAAUACAAGUAAAUUUCAUGGUGUACUUGAUGAGAGUGUAUAACAUGGAUCAGGUGUAUGCUGCAAACAUUUUAAACACUAUGAAUGCUUUUUCCAACUUUUUGCCACUCAUUGGUGCAUUCAUUGCAGAUGCUUAUUUGGGGAAAUUUAUGACAAUUGCCAUAGCUUCCUUUGCUAACCUUGCGGGCAUGGCAAUAGUAAUGCUAACAGCAUGGGUGCCACAAUUUCAUCCUUCACCAUGCUCACUUCAACAACAACAACUUGGUUCAUGCAAUGGCCCCACAAAUUUCCAACUUGGCAUCUUAUUUUUUGGUUUCUUCGGGUUAGCCAUAGGAACUGGUGGAAUUAGUUCAUGCAGCAUUCCCUUUGCAAUUGACCAAUUUGAUUUAACAACUAUUGAAGGAAGACAAGGAACAAGAAGCUUCUACAACAUGUACUAUGUCAUACAAACUGUGCUUCUAUUGAUCAAUGUGACUCUUGUGGUCAAAAUCCAAGACUCUUUUAGUUGGGCACUUGGUUUUGCUUUGCCAACUUUUUUCAUGUUUGUUGCUAUUGUGUUUUACUUUGCUGGUACUAAAGUUUAUGCUUAUGUUGAGCCUGAGGGAAGCAUCCUUUCAAGGAUAACUCAAGUUUUCGUGGCGGCUAGACGCAAGCGCCACCUUCGUCUUCCGGCGACAGGGGAAACAGGAAGAGUUUUCUAUGAUCCUCCACUUGAGAAAAUGGAACCAAAGCUGCCUCUCACAAAGGAGUUCAGGUGCUUAAACAAGGCAGCACUUAUGGUGGAGAAUGAAUUAAAUGAUGAUGAAUCAAACAAUGAUCCUUGGAGACUUUGUAGCAUCCAACAAAUUGAAGAAUUAAAAUGCUUACUUAAAAUAAUGCCAAUAUGGUUAACAGGCAUCAUAACCUACAUUCCAACAGGACAACUAGCAAUAUUUCCAAUGUCACAAGCCAUGAAAAUGGAUAAACACCUAACAAAAAACUUUGAGAUACCACCUGGCUGGUUGAUUAUACUAACAAUGCUAACAAUAGCUAUAAUCAUUCCAAUCUAUGAAAAAGUCAUUUCCCCUAUACUCACCAAAGUAACCAAACAAGAAGGAGGAUUAACAACACUUCAAAGAAUAGGAAUUGGACAUUUUUUUGCAAUUGUAACAAUGGUAAUUGCUGGAUUUGUUGAACAUCAAAGAAGGGUUGUUUCAUCAACUUCAUUAAGAGAAUCUAUUAAUGAAACUAAACAAAUGUCCAUAAUUUGGUUAGCCCCUCAAUUCAUAUUUCUAGGAAUUAAUCAAGCAUUCUCUAUAGUUGGACAAACAGAAUUUUUCAACAAGGAAUCUCCUGAUAAAAUGAGAAGUAUAGGGAAUUCUUUGCUCUCUCUUCAAACAUCAGUUGCUAGUAACAUAAGCACUUUCAUUGUCAACAUUAUACAUAAUUUUAGUGGAAAACAAGGUCAACCUGAUUGGUUGGACAGUGAUGUCAACAAGGGAAGAUUGGAAUAUUUUUAUUUCAUUGUGGCAGGUUUGGGACUUUUCAAUUUUCUUUUUUUCAUGUCAUGUGCUCGUGUUUAUAGGUACAAGACAUUUGUUAAAUAGAGGACAUAAGCUUACAUUGAUGAUCAAGUCAAAAAAUAAAAAUGUGCACUCAAAUUUGAUUGAUCUCUUCUUUAUGUUUAAGAUAGCAAUUACUAUUUCGAAAAUUUGUGUCCUUUAUGUUUAAGCCUUAGGUCAAAUUAUAAUUUUCGUCAUUUAUU
Messenger RNA from Cicer arietinum (chickpea), 1879 nucleotides. RefSeq names its product protein NRT1/ PTR FAMILY 2.13-like. Gene Ontology annotation, cellular component: membrane. The record is from RefSeq and is a predicted model, not a curated record. Gene Ontology annotation, biological process: transmembrane transport. Gene Ontology annotation, molecular function: transmembrane transporter activity. Lineage: Eukaryota; Viridiplantae; Streptophyta; Magnoliopsida; Fabales; Fabaceae.